This is a messenger RNA of Linum trigynum, 282 nucleotides long. The record is from the annotation of a GenBank genome assembly. Lineage: Eukaryota; Viridiplantae; Streptophyta; Magnoliopsida; Malpighiales; Linaceae.
AUGGGUGACCCCAAUGCUUCCGAAGCUCUUGUCCCUGAGGAGCAUACCAUGGGAUGCUACUGGACCGCCAGGGCCACAGACAUGAGGUCCAGUAUCCAACACCCUCAAGUUGCUGCCAACAACUUUGAGGUGAGCACCUCCUUUAUCACAAUGUUGAGAGGUUCAGUUGUUUUCCAUGGGAAGACAAGCGAGUGUCCCCGCGCGCACCUGCGGCUAUUUCACGAGCUGAUUAAUGGGAUCAAGAACAAUGGGGUCCAUCAAGAUGCCAUCCAAUUGCAUUAA